Molecule: messenger RNA, 2798 nt
Organism: Clupea harengus (Atlantic herring)
Lineage: Eukaryota; Metazoa; Chordata; Actinopteri; Clupeiformes; Clupeidae
Gene: efhb
Product: EF-hand domain family, member B
Molecular function (GO): calcium ion binding
Source: RefSeq, a predicted model, not a curated record
UUGAAUAUGCAUUUAUAUUUGUUUCUGUCUUUCUUUUCUUUGAGUUUUUAGAAGAAUACGUCACAGAGAAAGAACUCAAAUAUCUAUCAUCUUGCCAAACUUGUUGCUAGGAGACAGGUUGUAAACAUCCUGAUAUCUUUUUCGCACAAUGACGGACUUCAGUUAGCACUGUGAGUGACAAUCUGUAAGUCGCUUGCAGUUGGAUGAAUUAGAUGGCUACAAAUUCAUUACAUUUUUCAGCGACACGAAGAAAAUGACUUUAGUAAACGACAGAUUCCCGACCAUUCCACCGGCAGGGAAACGAGAACCCCUUGGUGACCGUGUCAAGACAUUAUUUGAGUUAUCACCACGGGCCAUCACACCCCCAGUGGUGAAGAAGUUUCUCAAUACCACUCGCCCUGAGGCAGGGGCCAUCCGUGUGUUCUAUGGAAAAGCCAAUGACCCUGAUAUUGCCAGCACGCUAGUGCAUGGAAAGACAACCAACACAUGUCUUACUGGUGGUUCACUGAUAAAUCCAGCACCGAAGACCCGGUUUAAUCUGAAGCUGCAGCAGCUUAAUGAAGCUGGGUAUGCCAGCCACCAGAGGGCUCCUUUUGGCAAAUCACACGACCAGAGCCUGGGACUGCCUAAGUGGUUUAACAUUAACAAAACUACUUUUGGUGUGAAGAACUAUAGCCGCAUCAACGCAGGUGAGAUUAUCAACCCGCCUAAAACCUCAGAGCAAGUUGAGAGAGAUUCCCAGGAAGGACGUCAGAAUUAUAUCCGUUCUCAUAAUGCCUACUUUGUAGGUGAGCGUGUCGACAGGGCAUACGACUGGAAGCACUGUGGGAAAGACACCAGGUUUGGAGUGCCCACUCCCCACUACAACGAUGGACGCAUGGUCUCCAAAUCCCUUCACUGGCCAUGUGACAAGCAAAAACAUUGUAGUGCAAUGUUUGUCUCAAAGCGUUGUGACGACUUCAGAGAAAGGACUCAGCCCCAAAUAAGCAAAGUGCAUGAUCCAAUUGCAGAAACUCUGAAAGUUCCGGCGAAACACACAUUUGGAAUCUUGUUGAGACCUGAUGACUUUGAUGCUAGGGAUCUCCUUCAAGCCCUUCCACCAUCUGACUACCUGAGAGGGAAGGACCGCCAACGGAGUCUAGUCAGCGUCGCUCGCCAGCACCUGAAGAAGGCCAAUUACCGCAACUUUAACUCUAUACUGGAGGCAUUCAGGCACUAUGACAAGAAGGGACAGGGAAAGAUUGAUAAGGAGGAUCUGCAGGAAGUCUGUCGACAGUUUAAACUGGACCUCAGUGGCCCACUGCUGGACAGCCUCAUGGAGUACUGUGAUGUGGACAAGGAUGGACACAUCAGCUUCCUGGAGUUUGCCAACUUCCUCAGCUGGAAAGACCAAAUGCCCAUCGGCAGACUGGAACAGGGGAUUCUCACUAAAGAGCGUACGGUUAGCACUGCUCCAGCCAACAUGCACAGAGAGGAAGGCCAGGCGUCCGAGGCAGAGCCCCUGGUCACGCCUGAGGACCUGGUGCCAGUGGAGUUGGGAAGCUGGCUGAAAAAACCCAAGACUCUGACUCAGCCCAGAAGCGUUCCUGAUGUGUUUGCCACCUCCUCAUCACAGAUCGGAGCAGUUGUGGAUGGAACCUCCACUGCCUAUAUGCCUACCCUUGGAAUCCCAAGUGUGCGUGUGGAUUUGGCCGCACCACGCAUCAAGCGGGUCAGUGACCGCACCAACUAUGGAGAUCUGGCAACAGCUUACGACCUGCUGUACCCGCCACUCCACUCCCAGUGGGGGGUACACGAGGAACACUUCUUCUAUCCGCGCUCCAAAGAUGAGAUUUCUGCAAUAUUCCGGAACGCUGGCGUUGACGUAUCCGAGGAGACAUUCGAGGAAGCGUGGAGGCUGGCGUCCACGAGGCAUCCAUCCGGGGAAGUGUGUGUUGAGGGUUUCCGGAAUACUCUGAGAGAAAUUCAGGCUAAUUGAAAACUUGUUUGAGUUAUUUAUACUUAAUAACAUUCUUAUUUUUAUGUGAAUUCAUGAACAUGACAUCAAUAAAACCUGCUGGAACUUGAUGUUGCCUACCGCAAUAAAACCUCGAUAAAACAAUUAAACGUACCGUAAGUUUGUUGUAUAUCUUAUUCUGAGUAAACAAUCUAAGGAACUACAAUGAGUGAAUGUGGCGGCAAUAUGAGAAACAAUACGAGCUUUACUGUAUAACUAAAUAUAGGAUUAUUAGUUGAAGGCAAAAAUAAAUUUGAAUACAGUACUAAAUGUAGAGUAAAUGUUACAUAUAGGCGUACAAGUAUCAGCAUUUAUAACGGGUAUACACUAUCAUAAUAAUACGUUUACAUAUAGCCGCAUGCAGCUAUCAGCGGGGUCCAAGCAGCGUGCAAACUGCCACAAGUAGCAAAAAGUGAAAUGAUUUGACCAUAUCCACUGGUGAAAGAGGACUACAGGCAUGUAUUGGCUGUUGGAGUCCAUUUUGUUGAGCAAGCCAAAUGGAACUUUAGGAGAUGUGAGAGACUGUAGCCAAGUAUUUGCUUACCAAAUGUAAACAUUUUAGCUUAAAUGUUUCUGGAGAUAGUAGAUUUUAAUGAUUGUGAAAAUCAUUAAAAAAAAUCGUAAUUUUGGGCCAAACGGUUUUUGAGCCUACGCCACUCCAGGGGGCGCUAGCAAGCAAAAAUAGAAACGCACACCUAGGGACACCUUGUAUUAUUCCAUAUCAACCACGUGGGGCUACAAUCAUACCAAGUUUCAUGCGGAUUGGUGAAGUCUAAUGAUAUUGCCAACCCAACAAUUUGUG